Molecule: messenger RNA, 876 nt
Organism: Metschnikowia bicuspidata var. bicuspidata NRRL YB-4993
Lineage: Eukaryota; Fungi; Ascomycota; Pichiomycetes; Serinales; Metschnikowiaceae
Gene: MED8
Product: Med8p
Exons: 1
Coding region: 163-807 (214 amino acids)
Biological process (GO): regulation of transcription by RNA polymerase II
Cellular component (GO): core mediator complex; mediator complex
Molecular function (GO): transcription coregulator activity; RNA polymerase II cis-regulatory region sequence-specific DNA binding
Source: RefSeq, a predicted model, not a curated record
UUUUUUGCCUGAGACAUUUCGUCUAGUCCUAGAUCUAUGGGUUGUUGUUGCUCAUACAUACAUUUUUGGCCAAGGUAGACAUCCCCUCAUACACCUACAAUCUUCAGUGCGCAUCAAUGCUAGCAACAUCGACGCUAACCAACUGAUUGUCUUUUUGAAGUCAUGAGUAAACUACAGCCAGAAACCCCGGUAGUCAACUUGAAUCCACAAAAUGACAUCCCUAUCGAAUCCCUUGAGCUUAUUAGAAAUAGGCUUCACCAAGUCUACCAAUCCUUGCGAAAAUUGGCUGAUCAGAUCAAUUACACCAACAGAAACCCAAAGGCCAGACUUCCCAGUUACCUGAACUUGCAUGGCCAAUUCCAGGUUCUUAUCACACAAUUACAUAGCAUUGCAUCUCAACUAGAUCAUAACAGCGAAGUGCUAGGAUCAACGAAUGCUUACCCUCUCCCGAAUUUUCCGACCACUCAAUACGAAGGGUUGGUGACCACUCUUUUGCGGAAAAAGCCUCUACCAGCGGUAGACGAAUGGGUAGACGAGGCUAUCAAAAGCUGUGAAACAUUCAAAAUAUCCGUAGAUAAAGACAAUGAAAUCGCGGAGUGGUGUCAGUUAAAGGUCAAAGAAUUGGCAGAUGAGUAUAAUUUCGAUGGCUUUCUCACAGAGGACGAAAGGAGUGCUAUGGAGACAGACCAGGAUGCAAAUACGGGCGACAUAGAUAAAGGAGGUAGAGCAGCACAAUUUGUGACAUCGAAACCCCCAAUGGACCCGAACGUUGUCAUGAAAUUUAUGACCCACGGUGUCAUUGAGUGAUGGAUAUUGGGCCAACAGUAUGAUUUGAAAGUAGUCUAUAUAGCACUAAGCCUUAGUGCAGCGUAUCUA